GUGUGUGUAUGAAUCGUAACGAAAAAAACAAGCCGCGUCUUCCUCGCAUUGCGCGUCAUUCAAACAGGACUCGGUGUACUGCUUUUCCCUCUGUUGCAUUAGUAAUAACAGCGGCGUUGACUGGAGACAGCAGGAGAGAGUGUAUGUGUGUUUCUCCGACAGCGGUGCCCAGCGGAGGAAUAUUGAGCUUUUUAUUUACUCUGCAGCUUGUUGUUCAUUUUCUCUGCGUUAUGGUGAACUUGGACAGUCACGUGUGAAGAUCUUUGCAAGUGUACAGGACGGAGACUUCUCACCUGGUGUGUCCCUUUGACUUUUACCGCGAGGGGAAAUAUACCUGCGGUUUUUUUGUGCCUCAGAUAGCUGACAUCGCUGGAUUCCUUCCACUCCUGUGACGGACAACAACUGCAAGUUCUCUCCCUAAGGCAUGAAAUAUGCCAACUCUGCAUCCGUAGAAAAAAGCAGACGACAAACACUGUAAAGUCCAAAGUGGUUUUAAAUCAUGAUGAUGCAGGAGUCGGCCACAGAGACAAUAAGCAACAGUUCAAUGAGUCAAAAUGGAAUGAGCACCCUAAGCAGCAGCCAAUUAGAGGCUGGCAGUAGAGAUGGGAGAUCAAGCGCUGGUGACACGAGCAGCGAAGUAAGCACAGUCGAGCUGCUGCAUCUGCAACAACAGCAGGCACUACAAGCAGCGAGGCAAUUACUCUUGCAGCAGCCAGGCAGUGGCCUGAAAUCUCCAAAGAGCCAGGACAAGCAGCGUCCACUGCAGGUUCCAGUGUCAGUGGCCAUGAUGAGUCCCCAGGUGAUCACACCACAACAGAUGCAGCAGAUCCUCCAGCAGCAGGUCCUCUCCCCGCAGCAGCUCCAGGCUCUGCUCCAGCAGCAGCAAGCUGUCAUGCUGCAGCAGCAACACCUGCAGGAGUUUUAUAAGAAGCAACAGGAGCAGCUUCAUCUGCAGCUCCUGCAGCAGCAGCACCCUGGGAAACAGGUGAAAGAGCAACAGCAGCAGCAGCAGCAGCAGCAGCAGCUGGCCGCCCAGCAGCUCGUCUUCCAGCAGCAGCUCCUGCAGAUGCAGCAGCUCCAGCAGCAACAGCACCUGCUCAACAUGCAGCGGCAGGGCCUGCUCUCGCUGCCCGGGCCCGCGCCAGGCCAGGCCGCCCUGCCCGGACAGACCCUGCCCCCGCCAGCCGGCCUGAGCCCCGCAGAGCUCCAGCAGCUUUGGAAGGACGUGACCGGAGCCGGCGGCGGCCAUGCGAUGGAGGACAACGGCAUCAAACACAGCAGCAGCGGUGGUGGAACCGGCACGGGCGGCGUCGUCAGCGGCGGCCUAGACCUCUCCACCAACAACUCUUCUUCAACUACCUCCUCCUCCAAUCCCGCCAAAGCAUCACCGCCCAUCUCUCACCAUUCCAUCGCCAACGGACAGUCCCCAGUGCUCAACCACAGACGAGAGAGGGAACGGGAACGGGAAAGGGAGCGGGAGAGUUCACUACAUGAAGAAAGCGGAGGGACCCACCCGCUGUACGGUCACGGUGUUUGUAAAUGGCCCGGCUGUGAGAACAUCUGCGAGGACUUCGGACAGUUCCUGAAGCAUCUAAACAAUGAGCACGCCCUCGAUGACCGGAGCACAGCCCAGUGUAGAGUCCAAAUGCAAGUCGUACAGCAGCUGGAAAUACAACUUUCUAAAGAACGUGAGCGUCUUCAGGCGAUGAUGACCCACUUGCACAUGCGGCCCUCGGAACCCAAGUCAUCUCCCAAACCACUCAACUUGGUGUCCAGCGUCACCAUGUCCAAGAACUUGCCCUCAGCAUCGCCCCCCAACUUACCUCAGACGCCCACCACGCCCACAGCACCCAUCACACCAAUGGCUGCCAUGCCUCAGGUGCCAUCAGUACUGGGAGGAGCGAACGUGCCCAGCAUGGGAGCCAUGCGUAGACGCCACUCGGACAAAUACUCCAUGCCUCUUUCAGGUGGUGACACAGUAUUUAUUUUUCCAGAGAUUGCCCCAAACUACGAGUUUUAUAAGAACGCAGAUGUCAGACCGCCAUUUACUUAUGCAACCCUCAUAAGACAGGCUAUCAUGGACUCUGCUGACAUGCAGUUAACGCUUAAUGAAAUCUACAGCUGGUUCACGCGCACGUUCGCCUACUUCAGACGCAACGCCGCAACUUGGAAGAACGCCGUGCGCCACAACCUUAGCCUGCACAAGUGCUUUGUGCGCGUGGAGAACGUGAAGGGGGCGGUGUGGACGGUGGACGAGGUGGAGUACCAAAAACGCAGGUCACAGAAGAUCACAGGGAGCCCAUCACUCGUCAAGAACCUGCCCUCCAGUCUCGGCUAUGGAAGUGCACUAAACGCCAGCUUACAGGCUGCCCUGGCAGAGACCUCCCUCCCUCUGCUCGGGACCCCCGGCCUCAUGAACAGCGGCUCCGCAGGCCCGAUGGGAGGCAACUGCCACGGCCUCCUGGGCGGCGACCCGUCCGGCCUGACGGGCGGAAGUCCACCUGGACUCUUGGGCGGCAGUCCACCUGGACUUCUGGGCGGCAGCCCCCCAGUCACGCUCAGUGGCAGCCCCCCUAACCUGUCGCACUCGGUGCACGAGGAGCUGAACGGCUCGUUCGACCACCUGGACACUAACGGACACAGCAGCCCCGGAUACUCCCCACCUGUACACAUGCCGCCCGUUCACGUGAAGGAGGAGCCACUCAACAUGGACGACGACGACUGUCCGAUGUCACUGGUGACGACAGCCAAUCACAGUCCGGAGCUGGACGACGACCGGGAGCUGGAGGAAGGGAACUUAUCAGAAGACCUGGAGUGACUAGGAUACAGCUUCUGGUCGACGUAUCCCUCCGCCCCGCCGCACUGUUUCUCUCACACAGACUAGAAAAAAAAAAAAAGAACCACUCCACAAUCCAAGCAAAACCACAGCUGACUCUCUCUCUUGUCUCUCUCACCACUGGGACUAUUUAUUGAGCAUGCAUCCGGAUGGAGACCGGUCCAAAGGAACUCUUUGUUGCAGCCCUUUGGGAUCCCCCUCGAACAUGACAGGCAUGAGAUGUCUGAUUAAAAAAAACAACUCCUUGAGACCUAUUUCUUUUGAGAUGGCGUGGCCACGUACAGUACAAGGAUGAUGGACUCAUGGAUGGGGAAAAAUAACCUAAAACAAAUGAGCAAGUCGUGUUCUGUUGAAAGCUAGCGGCCUCAUAUACUGCCAAAAAGGAAGACGUUUUAUGUUUGUGAAUAAUCCAACCCUUCCCCCCCAGUAGUUGUUAACGUCUAGAGACAAUUGCUGGUUCAAUUCAAGUUGUUGCUCUGUUAUCAUUUGCACAGGAGUAGUCUCAGAAGUUUGUGUCACUGCCUGUAUGUUGCUACUAUUAUAAAAACCAGUAUAUUAUUUUUAGCUCUUUUUUUUUUUUUUACCAUCUUUUAAUUUCAGAAAUAUUUUUUUGACACCACCAACUGUAAAUGCCAUUCCCUGAAUCGCACCAGAGACGGAAAUGUGGUACCAAGACUGUUGUUGCAGCUGUCCAGAAAAAAAGAAGAAAAAAAAAAACAGAAAAAAAGGUUGACUUCCAGUCUAUUAUCUGUUUGUGAUUAAAAGUGAAAAACUGGAAAUUCAGUUGGGACAAGUUUGUGUAAAGCACCAUUUACAAAACAAAUGCAUUUCUGCAUAAUUUUCCUUCUUGCUGUUCUCUUUUACCUCCUCGUUCGAAAGCUUUGUCUACCUGCAAACAGUCACAGGCAACAGCUAGAAACCAAAGCCAACACUAGCAAUGGCCAAUAGCUUAUAGACAGAAGGCACCAAACUCCUCUUGGUCUUCUGCCACUUUAAACUAGUAACAAAGAGAAGCUUUUGUUCCACAAACUACCUUCGAAAAACCUCUGGGAUUGUUUCAUUUAAGCCCUAUACAAAGAUGAUCACGAGUUAAGAGAGAAGGGGAAGGAAAUGCUGAUUUUGAUGUGUAAUUUGAGAACUCUUAGAGCGUCCACUUUGGGGAUUUUUCUGCCAGACGUACUGUAGGUAAAAAAGGUGAUGUGAUAUUUGAUCUGCAGUCAUUUUUGUGCUGGUGAUUUGCCUGGUAGAGAGCAGCUAACUGUUAAAGUGGAUUAUGACCAAAACAAGACAUUUGUGUAUUCAAUGGAAGUGCAGAAACAUUGUGUUAUUGUGAAAUUUAUUUUGUUAAACAUCACACAUCAUUGCUUUUAUUUUGUAGGGGUUUUAAUUUUAUGUAUUGUCAAAGUGGGACUGUCAGAAUAAUGUUUUUUUGUUUUGUUUUGUUUUGUUUUUUUUUCCGAGCCGCGUCAAAAACUGAAAACAUCGCUAACCAAACAUGAAAAAUAUCUAGUAAAGCCAAAUAAUUCAUGAUAACAAGUUGAAAUGAUGUGGCUUGGUCACCAGGAGAAGCAAAUAAUAAAUAGCCAUUGAGGAAAAGGAUAUGGAAGGUUAGCCUUUUCUAGGUGAUAUUUGCUUUAACUCAUCACUCAUCAUGUGCUUCAAACUUUAACGCUACAACACGGAUGUGCUCUGUAAAGGUAGCCAGCUUUUUAUAACACACCUGGUGUUUACAGAAACUAAAGAGUAGUCGUCAUUCCAUUUCCCCCACUGCUAAUGUCAUCUAGAAAAGUGUUGUUGCUUUAAUGGUCACUUCUGUUUUCAGUAAACCAAAGUUACACAAAAUUCUGCCUCCUCUUGUAUGGGAUAAAGAGAUGCUAAAGCAACCGCGCGCACGGACCCCGAGCUAACUUUCGAAGAGUGGCUUGUGCUGUAACAACCGACCGAAGUGCAAACACUGUGUUUCCUAGUGUUGCUAAGGCUAACACGCAAACACGUGCAGUACUGUACAAAACACACGGCAUGUAAAAUACACAUAAGUCAAGAGGGUACUGGGCCCAGGAACAAAGCUUAUCCCUUCAAUACUUAGCUGGAGUCAGCACUUGAAGACCAUGUUCUUAAUAAUCUUAUCACACCAAAUAAAAAGGACGCUGCGUCUUUCAAAAAAAAGAAAAAGAAAAAAAAAAAAAAAAAGGGUUCUCCCACUUACCCAAAAAGGCUUUGGAAAGCUUCUACCUCUGCACAACAAAUUUCCGAACAAUUCUGACAGAUUGCACGAGUUUUAGGAACGCCACAGGAGCUGUUACACUUUCCUACGCUUGUCUCAUAGGACGUGGCUCGAACCAACGUUUACAUUCCCUGAAAGAUUUGCAUUGUAAUAGGUUGUCCUCAAACAUUUGUAGAAUGAUAAUGUAUAGAUUACCUGUAAGGGACUAUUGUGUUUAAAAUGCAUGUCUAAAAAUCAUUUGGUGGACUGGAAACAAGAACCAAUAAAAGAAUAUAAUAAAAAUCAUCAGAAAGAUGGCCGUACAAUGCAUCGGAGUGCAUUACCUCAGAUAUACUGUUUUGGGAGGGAUAAAACCUGUCAGCCACAGAAUGCAUAUUACCUGUAGAUUUGCAUGGGUUUUGUAUAAAUUAAGUAAAAAAAUGUCUAAAAUAGUUGCUUGCACAUAAUACCAGAAAGACCUCCAGAACUGCGAUCUGCUCCUCCACUAGAUUUUAGGAUUGUCUGGAUUUUCUGGGUUGAUUUUGUCUGUAUUUUGAUAACUGUGCAUACUUAUGUAAAAAAAAAUGUUGGUGGACCCAUAAAAUUUACCAGACUUUUUUCUAAGAGGAAAAAAAAUCUCAGUGUUUCUUUUCUGACUUACCUGAAUUUUUACUGUUUCUCUCUCAUUGCUCGCUAAGAAUAGCAAACCUGCUUUUUCUGCAUCUGCUUUGCGUAGCUGUAAGGCUUAACCUAAUGUGUGUAUUUAUUGCUUGUACCUCUGUGCAUACUUUAUGAAGCAUUAUGUCUGGCAGUUGAGUCAUGUAUCCUUUCUACUGCUAUCCUUCUCUAAUUGGGAAUAUGAUCCCCCUAUGUAUACAGUAAAUUGGGACUGUAGCAAACAUAUGUUUAUGUAAUUGGUGAAAACUUUUUAUUUUUGUUUCAUUUCCUUUUGAGAUCCUUUUUUUGAUACUUUCAUUACUGUGUACUGUGUCCAUACGUUAAAGGUUCUCUGACAUUAGAAGGUCAUGGUUGAGAAUUGUAACAGACGUUAUUAUUUUCUGUAUUCAUGGCAUUUCACUGCUGAAUAAAAUAAAGGACCAAAACUUGG
Molecule: messenger RNA, 6147 nt
Organism: Cheilinus undulatus (humphead wrasse)
Lineage: Eukaryota; Metazoa; Chordata; Actinopteri; Labriformes; Labridae
Gene: foxp2
Product: forkhead box P2
Exons: 19
Coding region: 500-2818 (772 amino acids)
Biological process (GO): regulation of transcription by RNA polymerase II
Cellular component (GO): nucleus
Molecular function (GO): DNA-binding transcription repressor activity, RNA polymerase II-specific; RNA polymerase II cis-regulatory region sequence-specific DNA binding
Source: RefSeq, a predicted model, not a curated record